AUGCUAUUCCCCAGCAGUGGGACAGCGGAUGCUACAGUUGGCCGUCAGCAGCAGGGGAAAAUCACCUUCCACAUCUCUGUAACCCUGAAGGAAACACAGGAGUAUCAGCCAGCGUCUGAGUUAGGAAUGGGCUGGGUGGCACCUCGCACCCUGGUAGACAAUUGCCGGCCAGGAGGUGAGAUCAUGGAGAACAGUCACAGACACAUCCUUGACAGGUGUCCAUCCCUGAGAACAGGGAGUCUACGUCGAGAGGUGGUGCUGGAGGAAAAUGAGGAGGAGGUGGAGGAAAAAAUGAAGAGUGACAGGUUGAAAAGACAUCCCUCAAAGAGCCUAGGUAACUCUUCAGAUAUCACAGAAGCAGACACCCAGGACUUGCAUAACUACCACGUCAAUGUCCAUGCCCGAGGGCUGGCCUUUGGCGGCCACGGCGCGGUCACAGGACACACGCUGCCUCGGGCUAUGCUACGCAGAACCCAUCAGGAUGAGGCCUCACCCUGCAGGAGGACUAUGAGCAUGUAUGGUGAACCGGCGGAACAGAAAAAUGAGCCUCAGCCCGAACGACUCCGGAGGCCGAGGAGCGUGUGCAUGCUUUUGGGCCCUGGCCCAGUUGUGGAGCAUGGCAAGCAAAACUCCCUGAAAAGGAAUGGUGCGUUGGAGGCCAGCCAGCUGUACAGGAGCAGAAAAGCUGAGCUGAGGGUUGUAGAUGGUCUCAAUCCGGUCGCGGUUCAACGAGUCCCGGUUUCUGCAGAGGUUAUCCCCAGAGUUCGCCACAGAAGCAUGAAGACCCGGCCUCUUAGUAUGACUGUCCUGGAGCUCAGAAAACGAGCUUCUGAAAAUGACAUAAGUAGGCAGCAGAGCAACACUGGCCAUGAUAGUAGUAACUUCCUAAAAGGAGCCUUCCGUUGGAAGCUAUUUUUAAAAAGCUCUCCGGAUAAGAACAAGGAGAGUGAUGUUGUCAAAUGUACUAAAUCUUCCAAGUCAGUGAAAUCAGAUGCCCCAAAAAGUACACUGAGCUCAUUGAGGCGAAGCCUGAGUAUGCGAAUUCGGAGGACUCGGCCCCGGGAGAAAGUGACCCCAGGGUUUGAAGGCCCUACACGGGAACCCUCUAAUGGGAAAACUGUUGAUCUAAUGCCUCCUCCCCCUUUCUCAUACCUCACGGGGAGAACGCUACCGCCAUCCGGUGAGCAGGCCGAGGAUAAGGGUAUGCAGUUCGUCCAGUACCGGAGCAGGGGCAAGGUCAAGGUGAUGGAAGUGCCCCUGUGCUCGACUAAAUUGUCCAGACCAGCUCCAGAGGAGUUGAGCAUUUGGCAGCUCAUAGCCAACCGCUUCAGGAGGAAAGAGCAGCCAGACAAAUUCGAAUCGAAAAACUCAGGGCAGCAUGUGCUGACUCUGAAUAAUAAGUCACUGCCGGUCGCCAUAGAGACACUAGCAGACACGGAGUGUAAUAAAGGUCAAGACUCUUUUGUCAACAGCCAGGAAUGGACGCUGAGCCGGUCGGUACCAGAACUGAAAGUGGGAAUUGUGGGGAAUCUGUCCAGCGGGAAGUCGGCCUUAGUCCACCGCUACUUGACGGGCACGUACGUGCAGGAAGAGUCUCCUGAAGGUGGUCGUUUUAAGAAGGAAAUCGUGGUGGAUGGGCAGAGCUAUCUCCUCCUGAUAAGAGACGAAGGAGGACCUCCUGAGUUACAGUUUGCCGCCUGGGUGGACGCGGUGGUUUUUGUAUUCAGCCUGGAAGACGAGAUAAGCUUCCAGACGGUGUACAACUAUUUUCUGCGUCUGUCCAGCUACAGGAACGCAGCUGAGGUGCCCAUGGUCCUCGUGGGGACACAAGAUGCCAUUAGCGCCGCCAACCCCAGAGUGAUCGAUGAUUCGCGGGCCAGAAAGUUGUCCAAUGACCUGAAGCGCUGCACGUAUUACGAAACAUGCUCCACCUACGGCCUCAAUGUGGAGAGAGUCUUUCAGGAUGUGGCCCAGAAAGUGGUGGCCAUGAGGAAAAAGCAGCAGCUCUCCAUUGGGCCAUGCAAAUCUCUGCCAAACUCGCCCAGCCACUCAUCAGUCCCUGCAGCCUCCAUUCCCGCCGUUCACAUUAAUCAGGCGGCGAACGGCGGCUGCGCCUUCAGCGACUACUCCUCCUCUGUCCCCUCUACCCCCAGCAUAAGCCAGCGAGAGAUGCGCAUCGAGACCAUUGCUGCCUCCAACACCCCCACGCCCAUCCGCAAGCAGUCCAAGCGCCGCUCCAACAUUUUCACAUCGCGGAAAGCCAGCGAGCAGUCAAAGAGCGUUGAGAGUAAGACAGACAGCAUAGGCAGUGGAAGGGCCAUUCCUAUCAAACAGGGAAUCCUCCUGAAGCGAAGUGGCAAAUCCCUCAACAAGGAAUGGAAGAAGAAGUAUGUCACGCUGUGUGAUAACGGCGUCCUCACUUAUCACCCCAGUUUACACGACUACAUGCAAAAUGUUCAUGGGAAGGAGAUCGACUUGCUACGAACAACAGUCAAAGUUCCUGGAAAGCGACCCCCAAGGGCAGUGGCAACGACCGUCCCUCCCACAGCCAGCCCCAAGACCAACGGGAUGACCAAGGACCGUAGUGGCCUGCAACUGGGCAUUGGGAAUACAGGCGCUCCACACUCCAACAGCAGCACUUCCUUGCAGACGGGCACGUCCUUGUUCGGCAGCAAGGACGGAAUGCACCAGCGCUCCUUCUCCGUGUCCAGUGCCGACCAGUGGAAUGAUGCCAUCAACACCAGCACAACCAGCGCUGCCCCUAACGGAAUGAACGAUCCGGCCAGUUCCAGUGCGGGCAGCGCCACGAGUCCAAAGCUGGAUCCGCCUCCCUCGCCUCACGCCAAUCGCAAGAAACACAGACGGAAAAAGAGCACGGGCAUCACUAAGCCUGACGGUCUAUCUGCCGGAAAUGAAGAACAAGAGGAUUCGUUUGAGUUCAUCAUCGUGUCUCUAACCGGUCAAACGUGGAACUUUGAGGCGUCCACGUAUGAGGAGCGCGAGCUCUGGGUGACGGCUAUUGAGAGUCAAAUCUUCGCCAGCCUGCAGUCGUGUGAGAGCAUCAAGAAUAAGUCUCGAUUAGGCAGCCAGAGUGACGCCAUGGCCAUCCAGUCCAUACGCAACGUUAGAGGCAACAGCUUCUGCGUUGACUGUGAUGCAGCAAAUCCUGACUGGGCUAGUCUGAAUCUGGGGGCCCUGAUGUGCAUCGAGUGCUCAGGCAUCCACAGAAACCUGGGCACCCACCUGUCUCGUGUACGCUCCUUGGACCUAGAUGACUGGCCCGUGGAGCUCAGCAUGGUGAUGACGGCCAUCGGUAACUCCAUGGCCAACAGCAUCUGGGAGGGUUCCCUGGAGGGCUACAGCAGGCCGGCCAGCGACAGCAGCAGGGAGGAAAAGGAGCGCUGGAUCCGAGCCAAAUACGAGCAGAAGCUGUUCCUUGUGGGGCCACCCCAGUCGGACGUGCCCCUUGGCCAACAGCUGCUGCGGGCGGUGGUAGAGGACGACCUGAGGCUGACAGUAGUGCUGCUGGCACAUGGCACCAAGGAGGAGGUCAAUGAGACGUACGGUGACGGCGACGGACGUACAGCGCUGCACCUUUCGUGCGCCAUGGCCAACGUGGUCAUAACACAAUUGCUCAUAUGGUACGGCGUGGAUGUGAAGAGUCGCGAUGCUCGUGGCCAGACGCCCCUUUCGUACGCCCGGCGAGCUGGCAGUCAGGAGUGCGCCGACAUCUUGCUCCAGCACGGCUGCCCCAACGAUGCCGCCGCCUUAACAUCGGCGCCGGCCAACAUCAGCAACCGCAACGCCAACCCCAACAUCAACAACAACGCCCAGUGUGAGCUCGACCGCAGCAUCAGCAUCAUGUAG
Messenger RNA from Nerophis lumbriciformis (worm pipefish), 3867 nucleotides. The record is from RefSeq and is a predicted model, not a curated record. NCBI's taxonomy places the organism in Eukaryota, Metazoa, Chordata, Actinopteri, Syngnathiformes, Syngnathidae.